GCCGCUCCCUCCCGGCUUCUGUUCCGUCAGCGGACGCGCCCCUCCCCGAGCUGCUCUUCUCGCCGGCCGCGGGCGCGGGGCUGGGCUGGGCGCGGGGCGGGCGCGGGGCCGAGGAAGCCACAGGGAAAGGAUCUAUGUAGAGUUCUACAGCUCCUCCAAGGGGUCCAGACUCAAAACAGAUUAAGAGCUACUGUUGUACACGAGGAAGAAGCGUGGCAGCUGAAGAUCCAACUCUGGGAAUGCAGGAAGAAGUGGAGUCAAAAAAACAGGUUAUGGAAGAUGCUUAAGGGUUUUAGAUGCGAUGAAUUAAUGUUAGCUACAUUAUAAUGAUUGUACUAGUUAAUGUCAGUUUUGUAAAAAGUGUUUUUAUAGUUGUUGGCAUAUAUAAAACUUGCACAAGAGGGUUUAUUAAUUUGGCCUAUAUAAUUAUUACUUCCUUGAGUAAGGGAAAGGAUUGCUUUAAUAUGAACCCAAUGUAGCCAAUGGAAAAGGUUUUCAUUUUAAAAGCCUUUGGGAGAUAGCAUGUGUAAAUGGCCGUGGGAACAGGGGAGCUGCUGAAACUAGCUGGAAAUCAUGACCGGCUUAGCAAGAAUGGGCAUGCAGAGAACCAGAGUACCAACCCAAACAAAACUGGUGUCCAGGAUACAGGGAGGGCUCAGAACCAUCUGAAUGUCAAUCAAGAACAAAUGCCAGGCUCCAGCAGAUUCAGGAAAUUCAGGAAUCAAGGACAGUGAAAGAACCAGUCAUCGUGAAAAGCCACGUACUAGAAACAGUCCAUAAAGAAGCACCAAGAGAACAUUUUGAGCCGAUUUCAAGUGGAAAUUAAACCCUAUUCCUCCACUACAAGUUGGCCUGGGACCUUGUGCCACCCAGAGUGAUGAUAGGAUCUAAAGGUGAUUGCUUGGGAAGCCUGGGGGUAUUUUGGAAAUGUGUGGGAGGUAUUGUUGCUCUGUCAAUGUUGAGGAAAGGUGCUACGUGACUGGCAUUUAGUGGGCAUGGACCAGGUAAUUCAGACGUCCUGCAAUUCUUUUUUCACAAGCAGUUUCACAGAAGGCUCAGCUAUUUUGGAGAAGGUCCUUACAGAGAGGGAAGCUUAUGUGGAAAGAUACUGUCUUGAUCUUAUGAAAGAACAUACUUUGCACAGUGUCUACUCAGUAUAUGACAGUGCAGUUACCUCUGCGCUCUGACAACAAGGUUGCAACUAUAACAGGAUAUUUGAGAUUCCUUUUCACAGAGUUAUUAGCACUACAUUGACAGAGACACAUGAAAUUUAGAGAUCUCACUGAAUUUCAUUAACAAAGGCUGUUUUAAAAUUUCUAUUUCUAGACGGUAUACGUAAAGCAUUUUUUGGCAAGGUGGGAAACGUUAUGAAAACUCCUCAUGUGAGGUUUGGUGUUAUGUUUCCAUCUUACUCUGGUGUUUCCUCAAGGGGUGCCACACAACUCCCUCACAGCCUACUGUAUACUCCCUUCCAAUCCAUCCUUCCCAUAUCCCACACAGCCUACUGUAUACUGCCCUCCAAUCCAUCCUCCCUAUCUCCCUCACAGCCUACUGCAUGCUCCCUUCCAAUCCAUCCUCCCCAUCUCCCACACAGCCUACUGUAUACUCCCAAUCCAUCCUAUCUCCCUCACAGCCUACUGUAUACUCCCUUCCAAUCCAUCCUCCCCAUCUCCCACACAGCCUACUGUAUACUCCCCUCCAAUCCAUCCUCCCUAUCUCCCUCACAGCCUACUGUAUACUCCCUUCCAAUCCAUCCUCCCCAUCUCCCACACAGCCUACUGUAUACUCCCAAUCCAUCCUAUCUCCCUCACAGCCUACUGUAUACUCCCUUCCAAUCCAUCCUCCCCAUCUCCCACACAGCCUACUGUAUACUCCCCUCCAAUCCAUCCUCCCUAUCUCCCUCACAGCCUACUGUAUACUCCCUUCCAAUCCAUCCUCCCCAUCUCCCACACAGCCUACUGUAUACUCCCAAUCCAUCCUAUCUCCCUCACAGCCUACUGUAUACUCCCUUCCAAUCCAUCCUCCCCAUCUCCCACACAGCCUACUGUAUACUCCCAAUCCAUCCUAUCUCCCUCACAGCCUACUGUAUACUCCCUUCCAAUCCAUCCUCCCCAUCUCCCACACAGCCUACUGUAUACUCCCCUCCAAUCCAUCCUCCCUAUCUCCCUCACAGCCUACUGUAUGCUCACUUCCAAUCCAUCCUCCCCAUCUCCCACACAGCCUACUGUAUACUCCCAGUCCAUCCUCCCCAUCUCCUACACAGCCUACUGUAUACUCCCUUCCAAUCCAUCCUCCGCCAACUCCCUGAGAGCCUACUGUAUACUCCCUUCCAAUCCAUCCUCCCCAUCUCCUACACAGCCUACUGUAUACUCCCAGUCCAUCCUCCCCAUCUCCUACACAGCCUACUGUAUACUCCCAGUCCAUCCUCCCCAUCUCCAACACAGCCUACUGUAUACUCCCAAUCCAUCCUCCCCAUCUCCCUCACAGCCUACUGUAUACUCCCUUCCAAUCCAUCCUCCCCCAACUCCCUGACAGCCUACUGUAUACUCCCUUCCAAUCCAUCCUCCCCAUCUCCUACACAGCCUACUGUAUACUCCCAAUCCAUCCUCCCCAUCUCCCUCACAGCCUACUUGUCUGCAGGAAAGGUGGCGCCACAGGGUGAUCGUUCCCCGGUCCCGGAAGUGCCCGGCCUCCCGGAAGUGCCGGAGCGGCUGACGGAGCGGCUGACGGAGCCGGGCUCACCAGAUCGCUGCCGCGAGAGGGUUGCUGUGCUGGGGCCUGGGUGGCGGCUGGAGGCCUGA
Messenger RNA from Pongo pygmaeus (Bornean orangutan), 2801 nucleotides. Its product is annotated as mucin-2-like. The transcript is spliced from 4 exons. Lineage: Eukaryota; Metazoa; Chordata; Mammalia; Primates; Hominidae. The coding region runs from base 1368 to 2801 and encodes 477 amino acids. The record is from RefSeq and is a predicted model, not a curated record.